CGAGCCUGCAAACGACAGAACGGCGCUUGGGUGCGUAAUGACGCGCAGGGACGUCAUGACGCUAAACACGCGGCGCUUUCAGGAAGAGUAAAUAGCCUGCGUCCAUGAGUGUGCUCUUGCUGGAGGCGUUCAAUGGCGGCUCCCACAAACAGCUGCUUGAUCUUCUCAAGGAAAGUGUUGAAGACUGUGUGAGCUUCACUCUGCCUGCGAAAAAAUGGCACUGGAGGGCCAGAACCUCAGCUCUGUACUUCAUGCAAGCCGUUCCAGCAAGUUCCUUAUACAGGGUUUUGUUCACCAGCUCCGUUCUCAAUCUAGCCGAGCUUGUAGCUCUGCGCCCUGAUCUUGGCCAUCUUAAGAAGGUUCUCUACUUCCAUGAGAACCAGCUGGUCUAUCCAGUCCGCAAAAGCCAAGAAAGAGAUUUCCAAUAUGGCUACAACCAGAUCCUCUCAUGCCUGGUUGCGGAUGUGGUGGUGUUCAACUCCUCGUUCAACAUGGAAUCCUUUCUCAUGUCCAUCUCCACCUUCAUGAAGACCAUGCCUGAUCAUCGACCCAAAGAUCUGGAGCGGCUCAUCCGUCCCAAGUGUCACGUCCUCCACUUCCCCAUUCGCUUUCCCGAUGUCACAAGAUUCCUCCCUGCACACAAGCGUCUCAGGCAUCCAGUGCGGUGUGAUGAUAUCCACGCUCCGGCUGCUAAAAGCCAUGUCCAGACAUCAAGUCCAAGCAGUCACCCAGACUCCGAGCCACCUGAAAAGAUGCUCAAUGUGGCUGGAACAAAUCAGUCCCAUGAGCCCACCAGUGUCACACCACAUCAGGAAACAGCGUCCCCUUUGUGUGGUCACGAGGGAGAGAAACUGCGGCCACUGCACAUCGUCUGGCCACAUCGCUGGGAACAUGACAAAGACCCACAGCUGUUCUUCCAGACCUUACUGAAACUCAAAGACCGACAGCUGAGCUUUGAAGUUUCUGUCCUGGGAGAGACCUUCGCUGACGUUCCAGACAUCUUUUCUGAAGCCAAAGAACAGUUGGUUGACCACAUCCAGCACUGGGGUUUCAUGCCCAGUAAGGAAGAUUACCUCAAAGUGCUGUGCCAAGCAGAUGUCGUCGUUUCCACAGCCAAGCACGAGUUUUUCGGAGUAGCAAUGUUAGAAGCAGUGCAUUGUGGAUGUUACCCCCUGUGUCCGAAGGCUUUGGUCUACCCUGAAAUAUUCCCUGCAACAUAUCUGUAUUCAACACCUGAACAGCUGUGCAAAAAACUACAGGAAUUCUGCAAGCGUCCCCAAUUAGCCAGACAACAUGUUGUUCAGGUGAGCCUGAGCUCUUUCUCCUGGGACUCUUUGGGGGACCAUUUCAGAUCUCUUCUAAAGGCAGACAGUGGCAUGAUGUUUACAGAUAAGCACAUAUCAUAGUGUGACCCCAACACAUACAUUAUAAUUCAAAAAGUAUGACCCCUUACACCUACCUCCCUGCUGGUUUAUUUAAGGAACAGGAUGUAUACGUGAUGUGUUUUAAUGUACUCACACAACAGAAAAAAAGCAACUUUAUAUAUGCGCUUAAUGGGGGAAAAAAGAACAAAGUAAAAAAAUAAACAAUAUAAAAAACCUGAAA
This is a messenger RNA of Danio aesculapii, 1605 nucleotides long. RefSeq names its product glycosyltransferase-like domain containing 1 (gene qtman). The transcript is spliced from 11 exons. The record is from RefSeq and is a predicted model, not a curated record. NCBI's taxonomy places the organism in Eukaryota, Metazoa, Chordata, Actinopteri, Cypriniformes, Danionidae. Gene Ontology annotation, molecular function: glycosyltransferase activity. Bases 105 to 1406 code for a protein of 433 amino acids.